Messenger RNA from Syngnathoides biaculeatus (alligator pipefish), 5051 nucleotides. RefSeq names its product WD repeat domain 17 (gene wdr17). The coding region runs from base 949 to 4770 and encodes 1273 amino acids. The transcript is spliced from 33 exons. Lineage: Eukaryota; Metazoa; Chordata; Actinopteri; Syngnathiformes; Syngnathidae. The record is from RefSeq and is a predicted model, not a curated record. Gene Ontology annotation, molecular function: protein binding.
GCCUAAAUUUGAGAAGUCAUUGGUAUCAGAUUGUUCAUGCCUCAUAUGAGUUAUUGAGAAUAAGAGAUAAAGAGAAUAAGAGAAGUUGUAUAUCCUGUCAUAGCUGACGUAUAUUGUCAACGUACAAUUGCACUUUGAGGUUCACCUGUUACACCUAAGGGGGAUGGGAUCCCUUAAAAACAAAGGGUUUGCCGUCGGUUUGAGCCUGGGACAUCACAAUGUGGCGUACGAAAAAACCGACUAGUAUAGGCUAAGUUGUUGCGCGAUAGGAAUUCGGCUGGGUUUAGUCGAAGAAAUGUGACCACUAAAUUAAAUAAAUAAUCAUGGAUAUUGAAUUUGAUCAUGAAUGUGCUGAAUAUAAUCCAACAAAAAAUUAAAUAUACAUUGGAAUUGAGCAGCAAAUGAUGCUUAAUGUUGACAAAAAGAAGCAAGAUAAAGAAUGGAAGCGUGCAUUAAAAUAAUGGCAAAAGCACAAUUUGGGUAAAAUUCGCGAUUCAGACAAACUGACGAUGAAGUUAAGGGACAAUAACAGAGACUAUGUAAAUAUAAUAUAUAUAAAUAUAAGAUAAAUAUAAAUGUAAAUGACUAUGAAAGAUGUAAGCGACAUAUUAGAUAAGGGCUCAUGGAUCUUAAAGAGGUGAACAGAGAAAGGCGCACUGCGCAUUUAAUGAUGGUGAUGGUGACGGACGUUGGAACGGGAUCAGGUGGCAUGUGACGUUGAGGGCAUCAAGGAGCCCAUGAUGAAAAGAAGAUGGAGCUGAGAAAAGUUGUAUUUGAUAUGUGGACGCGAGUGAAGGACCACAAAAAUGGGAAAUGAUGCACGUCGAAUACGCACACACGCACGCGCCCUGAAUCACAUAUGCAGUUUUACCCUUGGUCGGAAGAGAAGCGGUAUGGGGACAACAAGUGUUUUAACAUACAUUGACGCCACUGAUGUUCUAAGCGAGGAUGGCCAAGGUGAAGCAGGUGGGUUUGCUGGCAGCAGGCUGUCAGCCCUGGAAUAACGACGUAUGUGCUGCAAGUGGAGACCGCUUCGCCUACUGUGCUACUCUUGCCAUCUAUGUUUACCAGUUAGACCAGCAAUACAAUGAAUUCAAGUUGAGGUCCAUCAUGUCAGAACAUAAAAAGACGAUUACAGCCAUCAGUUGGUGUCCUGAUAACCCUGAUCUGUUUGCGUCAGCCUCAGUUGAUAACCUGCUCAUUGUGUGGAAUGUAGCUGAACAAAAGGCUAUAGCACGACUGGACAACACUAAAGGUGUCCCUGCUACAGUCAGUUGGUGCUGGAACUCAGCUGAUGGAGUGGCAUUUGUCUCUCAGCGUGGCCCAUUGUAUAUAUGGGUCUAUGAUAAUUCUGACUCUGGAGUGACAGUGCAUAAAGAGGCCCACUCUUUCCUGUCUGAUAUUUGUCUCUUCAGAUGGCACCCCACCAAAAAGGGAAAAGUGAUAUUUGGACAUACUGAUGGAAGUUUGUCCAUUUUUCAGCCAGGGUGUAAGAGUCAAAAGCAUGUGUUGCGUCCUGAGUCUUUGGAGGGGACGGAUGAAGAGGAUCCAACCAGUGCUCUGGAAUGGGACCCUUUGUCAAAAGACUACUUAUUAGUGUCCAACCUCAAUAAUGGCAUCAGACUAGUGGACAGUGAGGCCUUGGCUUGUAUUACAUCCUUCUGCUUCCCCUCAGCUGCUGCAUCAGUUCAAUGCCUUGCAUGGAUUCCUUCUGCCCCGGGCAUGUUCAUCACUGGAGAUUCCCAGGUUGGUGUAUUGAGGAUAUGGAAUGUGUCUCGCUCGACUCCUUUGGACAGCUUUAAACUAAAGAAGACUGGCUUUCAUGCUUUACAUGUCCUCAACUCUCCCCUUGCAAAGAAAGCUCACAGUUCCUGUUCUUCUGGUAAAAGUCAGCACACCAGCUCUACUAGUGAGGCAGUACCCCCUCCAACCCUGUCACACAACCAGACCUUCUCCUUACCUCUUGGUCAUGCAGUGUGUUGUUUCAUGGAUGGAGGGGUAGGACUUUAUGACAUGGGCGCUAAGAAGUGGGACUUCCUCCGAGAUCUGGGCCAUGUUGAGACCAUCUUUGACUGCAAGUUUAAGCCCGAUGACCCUAACUUGUUGGCCACAGCUAGUUUUGAUGGAACCAUCAAAAUCUGGGACACAAACACACUGACGGCAGUGCACACAUCUCCUGGAAAUGAAGGAGUCAUUUACUCUUUGUCGUGGGCUCCAGGUGACCUAAACUGCAUUGCAGGAGCAACAUCUCGCAAUGGAGCUUUCAUUUGGGACAUUAGAAAAGGAAAGAUAAUCACACGCUUUAAUGAGCAUGGUAAAAACGGUAUAUUUUGUAUAUCCUGGAGUCACAAAGAUUCAAAACGAAUUGCAACCUGUAGUGGUGAUGGAUUCUGCAUCAUUCGGACCAUUGAUAGCAAAAUCCUCCAUAAAUACAAACAUCCUGCUGCAGUUUUUGGCUGUGACUGGAGUCAAAACAACAAGGAUAUGAUUGCUACUGGGUGUGAGGAUAAGAAUGUUCGCGUGUAUUACUUAGCCACCAGCUCGGACCAGCCACUCAAAAUCUUCACUGGACACGUCGCGAAAGUAUUUCAUGUCCGCUGGUCUCCUCUUAGGGAGGGCAUAUUGUGUUCUGGAUCAGAUGAUGGUACUGUUCGUAUAUGGGACUAUACACAGGAUGCGUGCAUCAAUGUGUUGAGUGGCCACACAGCACCAGUCAGAGGCCUGAUGUGGAACACAGAGGUUCCAUACCUCCUAAUUUCAGGCUCUUGGGAUUAUACAAUCAGAGUUUGGGACACAAGAGAUGGCAACUGCCUGGACACAGUCUAUGACCAUGGUGCUGAUGUUUAUGGUUUAACAUGUCAUCAAAAUCGUCCUUUUACUAUGGCAAGUUGUAGCAGAGACAGUACAGUGAGGCUCUGGUCUCUGACACCCUUCAUCUCUCCUCUGCUUCUAAACAUCCUCACCAACCAACCCUGGGAAAAGAUAAUUGGAAACACAGAUAAAGCAAUGGUUCCCAAUUCUCCACCAUUGCUAUGUGGUAAAGUGUCAAGAGACAUCAAACUGGAGCUGGAGAAACUAAACUCUGACAGCACAGCCAAGAAGCUACGUUGGUUCUCUGAAUGCUGUUCGCAUCCAGGGGGAAGCAGCAAUCUGUGGGAUUUGGUAUCAAUCAUUAAUGGGCAGGACGAUUCACUGCUACCAGCCAGCUACAGCAAGGGCGUAAUGCACAUGAAACACCUGCUAAAAUUUAAAACGUCUGAAGCCCAAGAAUUAACCAUUGUUAAGAUGUCUAAAUUUGGUGGUGGUAUUGGUGCUCCCAGUAAAGAAGAGCGCCUUAAAGAAGCAGGAGAUAUCCAUCUGAGGCUGGGACAGAUUCAACGAUACUGUGAAUUGAUGGUGGAACUUGGACAGUGGGAGAAAGCAUUAGCUGUAGCACCAGGAGUAUCCAUGAAGUACUGGAAAACACUGAUGCAAAGGAGAGCUGAUCAGCUGAUGGUGGAGGAUAACGAUGAUGCAAUUCCUUACUGCAUUGCCACAGGAGACAUAAAAAAACUCGUAACAUUCUUCACUGGCAGAGGACAACUGCUUGAGGCCUUACUAAUUGCACAGGGGGCAUGUGAGGGAAACAUCUGUACACCUCAAAUCCCUAUCAACCACAAGACAAAUGAUGUGGAUAACAGACAUCAAUACCAAAGCCUUCUUCAUAAUGUAUGUGGACAGUUGGCGGAAUGGUACUUUCAGGACGGUCGCGCUAUUCUGGCCUCGUGCUGCUACCUAGCGGUUGAUAACGUUCAGUUCGCCAUAUCUAGUCUGAUCAGAGGCAAUGAGCUGGAGUUGGCUGCAUGUGUGGGUAUAGUCCUUGGAGAGACCGCCUCUUGGAGUACAGCCUACUGUCUGGAACUCCUGGCCAGGAAGUAUAUGACCCCACUGACAUGGGACCUCUCUGUUGACCUAAUUAGAAUGAUUCCAGAGAACCAUAUUUUACUGGCUAAGGUCUGUGCAUUUUACACUGGAAGUACUGAAGAAAUCAACCAAUUUCACAAAAGGUGUUGUCUCCCCUCUUUAGAGGAAUGCAGAGCCUUGGCAGAACAAUCCAUGUGUGAAGGAGAUCUGUUUUCAGCAGUUAAAUUUCACCUACUGACAUCUGAACCUGAGAACGCCCUUAAGAUUGCAAUCGAUCAUGUCAAAGAACAGCUAACUGGAUCUGACUGGACAGUGGACAGUAUUCAUCCAAUCCUUGACCUGUUGAGUUAUGUCAGAACUGACCGCCUCCUCAUGGCCAACUUCACCAGAGCCCGCAGUGAGCUGUUAAUCCUGUGUGGUUACAUCGGCAGUCUUCUUGCCAUAAGGAGACAAUACUCCAGUAUUGUACCAGCACUCUAUGAAUAUACCAGUCAGUUGUUGAAGCGGAGAGAAGUGAGCGUUCCCCUGAAGAUUGAGCAGAUGUCAAUGGAACUGGAUGCCUGGCGGGGUUGUACUCUGAGUAGCAGCAACCCUCCAUCAGAGAGUCAGAAGGAAGUUUUCCGCUGCCUUGAAAAACGAAUGCUUAAUGUCAACUCUGUCUCAUGUGGUGCUGAUUAUGUGACAGGGUCCAAUCUGCCAAGUCACUCUGAUGUUCAGCUUUCCUGUUUUACUGGUCACAGAAUACAGGGUCCAGUAUUUUUUCUUGAAGAUGGGAAAUCAACAAUUUCCCUGAAUGAUGCUCUCAUGUGGGCAAAAGUCAACCCCUUCUCCCCACUAGGGACAGGGAUUCGGAUAAACCCCUUCUAACACCUGCCUGUGUACACAUAGACAUACACAUAGAACUCAUACAGAACAAAAAUGUUACGUUUGUCUAGGAAGAGCUAUUGGAGCCAAUAAUGGUGGUAAAGUCCUCUAAACAAUGCAUUUGCGGACAAGGACAAUAAUUAAAAGUUCCCAUUUUGUACAUUUAGUGACUGUGUCAGAGUCAUAGUGAGCUACUGAUGGUGGGUCAUCUACUUAUUGUUUGUGUAUUGUAUGCCUCUGACUUAGUUUACUUCAUCAUUGUAAAGAAAACAAAAACAGUAGAU